AUGGAGCCUCAAGGCGGCCCCCGCUCUCUCAUCAUCACAUAUGGGGCUUACUUCAUACCCCCAGCAGUUGUGCUUUAUUACGUUGCGUUAGUGAUAUAUCGAGUUUUCUUCCAUCCACUGGCGAAAUUUCCAGGUCCCAAGAAGGCAGCAGCGACAGGCUGGUACAGGUCCUAUUAUGAUGUCUGGAUGCAGGGCGAGAUGCCCCGACAGAUAGCGGUCUUGCAUAAAAAAUAUGGGCGGAUUGUAAGAUUUGGCCCAAAUCAUCUCCAUUUCAGCGAGCCUUCUGCAUAUCACGAAAUCUAUGCCAAUAAUAGCAAACUUCUCAAAGACAGCUGGGUCUACAAUUCCUUCAAUGCUUCUCAGUCUGGGUUCGCUAUGGUCGAUCCAUCAGCAGCCAAAGGGCGCCGCGAUGUCCUUAGCUCUCUUUUCUCCCACCGCGCAAUAAGCUCAAUGCAGGGCCUACUCGCGGAGAAUUUCGAUCUCCUCUGUACUCGCCUCGCUGAGCACAACACCACCAGCAGCGCCCCAAUCAACCUUUCUGGCGCAAUCCGCUCCACAACUGUUGAUAUCAUCACGACCUUUUGUUUCGCACAGUCCAUGCACGCCCUCGAUGUGCCAGGGUUCAAAGCUCCCAUCCUCCUCGGAAUGCGCACAUCCCUGCGUAUGAUCCAGGUGUUCAAACACUUUCCAUUAAUCCAGCGGAUUGUUCUCAACUUCCCUCGGCCACUACUUAUGUUCGGUGAGGUGGCAGGCUUCAUCGACCUCUCCCGUAGACUCGAAAGUCAGGUUGCCAAUUUUCUCAAGAACCCUGCAGAUCUAGAUAAGACGCCCCAUCCGAUUAUCUACAACCGACUGUUGGACCCGGAUGCGAAGGGAUCGAGGGCGGCGCCUAUCACGCAGACUGCCUUGGAGCAUGAGGCGCAUACAAUGCUGUUUGCUGGAGCAGAUACGGUUGCACUGACCAUGACUGUGGGCUUAUAUCAGCUACUGAAGAGUGGGAGGCAGGGAGAGCUGGUAGAAGAGUUGAUAAAAGCGUGGCCGGAAUUAGAUAGGGCGCCAAAAUUGGAAGAAUUGGAAAAGUUACCAUUUCUGAGCGCGGUCAUUAAAGAGAGCUUGCGGAUGGGUAGCGGCGUAGUAUCUCUGCUAGACCGGAAGGUACCAAAGUCGGGCGCCGUGAUUGAUGGAGAGCAGAUUCCAGGAGGGGCCGUGGUAGCGAUGGGAACUACGAUAGUACAUACCAAUGAGGAUAUUUUUCCUAAUAGUGGUAGUUUCAUCCCGGAGCGAUGGACGGGACCGAACGGGAAGGAGCUCGAGCGCUAUUUAGUCCCAUUUUCCAAGGGUGCAAGACAGUGCUUGGGGAUCAAUUUGGGAUACGCAGAGUUAUAUAUUGGCUUUGCCAGAUUAUUUAGAAGGUUUGAGAUUACGCUGGAUGGAACGACGGAGGAAGAUAUGAGAUGGAAAGACUACUUUGUGCCACUCUUUGAAGAGGGUCAUAUGAAGGGAUUUGUGAAGCCGAGGGAGGCUUAA
Molecule: messenger RNA, 1527 nt
Organism: Morchella importuna
Lineage: Eukaryota; Fungi; Ascomycota; Pezizomycetes; Pezizales; Morchellaceae
Exons: 7
Coding region: 1-1527 (508 amino acids)
Molecular function (GO): heme binding; monooxygenase activity; iron ion binding
Source: RefSeq, a predicted model, not a curated record